AAAGAAAAGAACUGUCUCUCUCUCUAAUCCAAAAACAACAAAAAAAACAUAAUGUCAUACUCAACAACUCUUUUAAUGAUCGUCAAAAACACUUUAUUCAAUAACUUCAUCCUGCCUUUGCUAAUUGUAAUCUUACCUAUCCUUAUCCAAGGCUUACUUAAUGGACUUUAUCCAAUCUCCAAAUUACCAAAAGAUAAUACCAAACCCAUUACUCUUUCUAAGUUUUACUCCUUAUACUAAAUAGAUUUCUCACCAACAACCAAAGAAUCUAAUAUAUUGUUGAUGAUUUCUCACAAUCCCAUUUGCCUAGAGAAUAAUACAUUGAAGGUCCUAAAAUUAAAUUAAGAGAAAGAGUUCAAUUAUUAGAAGGACCUUAAUGGUCUUAUGAAAACAGGCCCAAGUUAAGAAAAGAUCAAGUUGACUAAGCAAAUUAAUAUAAUAAAAGUAUAAUAGACGAUACCGCUAAAGAUAUGACUAUGGUCUAUUUUCCAUAAUGGAAAACACAUUCUAAAGACAAAUGGAAAACUGAAAGAGGAUUUCUCACUACUGUUUAUCCAAAACCUUCAGAACCUCAAAAUUAUACAGAUGUUUAUAUUGAAGGUUUUGAAGUAUUAGGAGAUUUCUCUAGAAAAUUUCAAAAAGAUGAACUUAAUCCCAAAGAUUUUAAAUGCACAAUUAAAUCUACACGUGAGCCUAUUCCAUCUAUAUCAAUAAGAAAGUACAUGUAAGAUAGUGUUUACAAUAAAUUAUUUCACUAAAAUUCAAACCCUUCUGAUUUUACUACUAAUACUAGAUAUCCUAAAAUUUAUAAUAAAUCUAUAAGACAAGAAAUCUUUACCAUAGCUAAAAAAGUAGAUUAGAGCUGA
This is a messenger RNA of Paramecium primaurelia, 866 nucleotides long. NCBI's taxonomy places the organism in Eukaryota, Ciliophora, Oligohymenophorea, Peniculida, Parameciidae. The record is from the annotation of a GenBank genome assembly.